AUGGAUCCAAACGAGGGCCAGGAGCCCACGCUCCCCAGUGCCGAACAGAUGCGGGCACGGCGUCUGGCCAAGCUCGGCGGCGGUGCCUCGUCGUCCUCUGGCAACGGCGCAGCUUCGUCCUCGUCCACGUCCACGUCCACGUCCGUGCCCCAGGACGGUGCAGCCACCUCCACCUCUCCCAAACCGGCAGCGGCAGCCUCGCCAGCGUCACCAGCCUCGUCCGCCGCCGCCGCAUCGACGCCUACACCCGCCCCGGCCACAAGAAAGAUCACAAUCACACCGAAGCAAACCGCCGCAUCAAGUUCAUCAGGUAACGACCAAGACCAUGCUCGCUCUCGCAGCGCAGGCCGCGAGGCAUCCCCUUCCAAGCGCCCCCGGCUUGCCCUUGCCGCUAACACCCCUACGGGCGUGCCACAAAAACAGCAGGCCUCGGCCGCACACCCAAUCGCCAGCCCAAAACCCUCCACGCCGGCCGCGAACCCUGUGUCGGCCGCCGACGCCCUCGCCGAGUGGACCGACACCACCAUCUCGAACCUCCUCCACGUGACCGUCUCUCCGACCCAGACCAAGAACCGGCACGGCACACCGCUGACACUGCUCAACGACCUGCGGUCCGAGAUUCUCGACCGGGCGGGCGGCGAAGAGGCUGUGACGGCCAGUGGCAAGCCGCUGCGGUUGACGGCGGACGACAUUGACGCAGCGUUCCAAGAGGCAUGCUCGGCCUAUACGGACAAGAAGCCGCUGCUGGACUACCUGCUGCCCAUCUACAAGACCGUGACAAAGCAAAUCAAGACACGCAUCACGGUGCCGCAGCGGGUGGCCGUGCUGCAGGAGAUCAAGCGGCUGUGCAUGAGCAACAUUGUGUUUGCCCUGACUAUGCCAGAGCUCUUUGGUCGCGAACCAAAUCCGUCCCACGACACACUCAUGCCGAACCUCCUCCGCGGCAUGCGCUCCGACGACCCGCUCAGCCUGGACAUGGACUUCUUGACCGACAUUGUGGCGCGGUUCGACGAGGACGAGGACGGCAUACUGCAGGGCGUCUUCACCAAGUCCAUGAUCGACAUCAGCGCUAAGCUCGCGACGAUGACCAUGGACGACGAGUACCCCAGGUACAUCGAGGCCAUGAUGACGUACACGCGCUUCAAGCCGCUGCUGGUCGCCGUCGCCCAGCACCCGUACUUCCAGAUGGCCCAGUCGGCGCCCAACAUUGAGCGCUACACGAUCCUGGGGCCCUUCUUCCGCAUCUCGCCGCUGCAGCCCGAGGUGUCCAAGACGUACUUUGGCGGCUCGCACAAGACGGAGCCGACGCGCAAGGAGGCCGUGUACGGCGCGCUGCAGCUCACGCUGAACCAGCACCAGUCCGACCUGCACGCCAUUGCCAUGGCCUUUGCGCGCGCCGGCGACGGCCCGCGCAACAAGCUGCUCGACUGGUUCGCGUACGCGCUCAACGUCAACCACAAGCGGCGGGCGCUGCAGGUGAACGCCAAGGAGGUGGCCUCGGACGGGUUCAUGAUGAACGUGGGCGCGGUGCUCGACCGCAUGUGCGAGCCGUUUAUGGAGGCCAGCUUCUCGCGCAUGGAGCGCAUCGAGAUUGAGUACCUGCGGCGCCAGCCGCGCAUCGACAUCAGCGACGAGACCAAGCUCAACGCGGACCAAGCGCAGGCGGACGCCUUCUACGCGACGACGGCCGCGGGCGAGUCCAAGUUUGUCAGCGAGCUCUUCUUCCUCAACAUGGCGUCGCACCACUACGGCGGGGGCGCGGCGGGCCAGAAGUUCAAGGACAUGGACCGCGAGAUCAAGCACAUGGAGGAGCAGCUGGCGAUGCUCCAAGAGGAGAAGCGCAAGCUGGUGGCGGCGGGCGCGCCGGCCACGCACCGGUCCAUGGCGCUGGUGGAGCAGCACCUGCAGACGUACACGGCGGCGAUUGACCGGCACGUGGCGUACCGGUACUCGCUCGAGGCGGUGCUGCUGGACGAGAAGAUGCAGCAGCGGGCGCUCAUGUUCAUGCGGUACGUGUCGGUGUGGCUGCUGCGCGUGGCCAGCGGGUCCGACUACACGCCGGACAAGGAGCUGCAGAUCCCGCUGCCGGCGGCGCAGCCCGAGGCGUUCAGCUGCCUGCCCGAGUACGCGCUGCAGAACGUGGUGGACCACCUCAAGUUUCUGUUCCGGCGCGUGCCGCGCAUCCUGCCGUCGGCGGUGGGCGACGAGAUGGUGGCGCUGUGCAUCACGUUCCUGGAGUCGUCCGAGUACAUCCGCAACCCGUACCUCAAGUCGUCGCUGGUGUCGCUGCUGUUCUCGGGGACGUGGCGCAUGUACCACCUGGCCAACGGGGUGCUGGGCGACGCGCUGACGAACAGCGCGUUUGCCAACAAGCACCUGCUGCACGCGCUCAUGAAGUUUUACAUUGAGUGCGAGCAGACCGGGGCGCACACGGCGUUUUACGACAAGUUCAACAUCCGCUACGAGAUCUUCCAGGUGAUCAAGGCGGUGUGGCCCAACGACCUGUACAAGCGGCAGCUGACGCAGCAGAGCAAGACGAACCGGUCCUUUUUCGUGCAGUUUGUCAACCUGCUGCUCAACGACGCGACGUACGUGCUCGACGAGGCGCUGUCGCGGUUCCCCAAGAUCCACGAGCUGCAGCGGGAGCUGCAGAGCGCAAGUGCGGCGGGCCUGCGGCCGGACGAGCGGCAGCAAAAGGAGACGGAGCUGAAGCAGGCGGAGAACCAGGCGCAGUCGUACAUGCAGCUGGCCAACGAGACGGUGUCGAUGAUGAAGCUAUUUACGGAGGCGCUGAGCGAGGCGUUUACGAUGCCGGAGAUUGUGUCGCGGCUGGCGGGGAUGCUCGACUACAACCUGGUGACGCUGGCGGGGCCGGCGUCGCGCAAUCUCAAGGUGGAGAACCCGGAAAAGUACUUUUUCAAUCCCAAGGUUCUGCUGCCGCAGAUUGUCGAGCUGUACCUCAACCUCGGCGACAAGGCCAGCUUUGUGGAGGCCGUGGCCGACGACGGCCGGUCGUACAAGCCGGCCAUCUUUGAGAGCGCGACGCGCAUCCUGACCAACAAGGGCCUCAUGGACCCGGCGAAGCUGGCCGCGUGGGACGCGCUGCGGGCCAAGUUCGCCACGGCCAAGGCGCUGCUUGACCAGGCCGAGACGGACCUGGGCGAGAUCCCGGCCGAGUUUGAGGACCCGAUUAUGGGCGACCUCAUGAAGGACCCGGUCGUCCUGCCGUCGCGGCACAUUGUCGACCGGUCGACGAUUGUGCAGCACCUGCUGUCGGACCCCAAGGACCCGUUUACGCGGCAGCCGAUGACGGCCGACGACGUGGUGCCGGCGACGGAGCUCAAGGAGAAGAUUGACGCGUGGAAGGCAGACCGCGUCGCGGCGGCGCUGGCCAAGAACAAGGAGAGCGGCGGCGCGUCGACGGUGACGGAAGCGAUUGCCUCGGCUACGAAUACGGGGACGGCGUCCACGGCGGCCGUGCCGUCCGGACGCGAGGACGACGGCGACGCCAUGGACACGACCGAGUAA
Molecule: messenger RNA, 3528 nt
Organism: Sporothrix schenckii 1099-18
Lineage: Eukaryota; Fungi; Ascomycota; Sordariomycetes; Ophiostomatales; Ophiostomataceae
Product: ubiquitin conjugation factor E4 B
Exons: 3
Coding region: 1-3528 (1175 amino acids)
Biological process (GO): protein polyubiquitination
Cellular component (GO): ubiquitin ligase complex; nucleus; cytoplasm
Molecular function (GO): ubiquitin-ubiquitin ligase activity
Source: RefSeq, a predicted model, not a curated record